UUUAUAGAGGGAGCUACUACGUAUUGGUGCUCCAAAAAGCUUUACAUUUCCUUUUUUCAGUCAAGGAGCAAAGAUUUCAGGAUGGCUCCCAAAAGGAACAAUAUGGUGCCCAAUGGGCAUUUCCAUAAGUAUUGGCAGAGAUAUGUUAAGACCUGGUUCAACCAACCAAUGCGUAAAAAACGAAGGCACGAUCGGAGAGUGAAAAAAGCUCACAUGAUAGCUCCACGUCCCGUAGGUGGUCCCUUACGUCCAAUUGUCAGAUGCCCCACCAUUCGGUAUAACAACAAGAUUCGUCUGGGGCGUGGUUUCACUUUGGAGGAACUCAAGGCUGCUGGAAUACAUAAGCGAGAGGCUCAAACCAUUGGAAUAGCCGUUGACUAUAGGAGACAGAACAAAAGUGUUGAGUCCUUGCAGCAGAAUGUUCAGCGUCUAAAGGAGUACCGAUCCAAACUUAUCCUUUUCCCUAAGAAUAUGUCGAAGCCUAGGAAGGGAGAUUCUUCUGCUGAAGAGAUUAAGAUGGCUACUCAGUUGUCAGGUGUUGUCAUGCCUGUAAGUCAGCCAAUUCGUCGAGAAAAGGCACGUGUGCUGACAGAAGAAGAUAAGAAAUUCAAAGCCUUUGUCGCUUUGAGGCAAGCACGCUCUCAUGCCAGACUUUGGGGCAUGAGACAGAAGAAGGCAAAGGAAGCAGCAGAAGAACUAAUGGCUUCAGCUCCCAAGAAAAAAUAAUGUUUACUAAAUCUGUACGACAUCUAAGUUACUUAGUCGAGAAGACAAUAAAGUGAAAAAAACUUAA
Molecule: messenger RNA, 793 nt
Organism: Limulus polyphemus (Atlantic horseshoe crab)
Lineage: Eukaryota; Metazoa; Arthropoda; Merostomata; Xiphosura; Limulidae
Gene: RpL13
Product: 60S ribosomal protein L13-like
Exons: 4
Coding region: 82-726 (214 amino acids)
Biological process (GO): translation
Cellular component (GO): ribosome; cytosolic large ribosomal subunit
Molecular function (GO): structural constituent of ribosome; RNA binding
Source: RefSeq, a predicted model, not a curated record